Plasmodium gallinaceum is the source of this 957-nucleotide messenger RNA. Its product is annotated as dicarboxylate/tricarboxylate carrier, putative. Lineage: Eukaryota; Apicomplexa; Aconoidasida; Haemosporida; Plasmodiidae. The transcript has a single exon. Gene Ontology annotation, molecular function: oxoglutarate:malate antiporter activity. The record is from RefSeq and is a predicted model, not a curated record. Bases 1 to 957 code for a protein of 318 amino acids.
AUGAAUAAAGAAACUGCAAAAUAUGAUUUAGAAAAUAGUUCUAUAGGAGAACUAAAAAAGAUCAAAAAUGAGGACAAAAGUACCUUUGAAAAAGUAAAACCAUUUAUGGUUGGAGGAGUAAGUGGAAUGUUUGCAACAUUUUGUAUCCAACCACUGGAUAUGAUAAAAGUAAGAAUUCAAUUAAAUGCUGAAGGAAAAAAUGUAGUAAGAAAUCCAUUUGUAGUAGCUAAAGAUAUAAUUAAAAAUGAAGGAGUAUUAUCAUUAUAUAAAGGAUUAGAUGCAGGAUUAACUCGCCAAAUUGUAUAUACUACGGCAAGAUUAGGAUUAUUUCGUACCUUCUCAGAUAUGGUAAAAAAAGAAGGUGAACCCUUACCUUUUUAUAAAAAAUGUUUUUGUGCUUUAGCAGCUGGGGGGUUAGGAGCAUUUAUUGGAAAUCCAGCAGAUUUAUCAUUAAUUAGAUUACAAGCAGAUAAUACUUUACCUAAAGAAUUAAAAAGAAAUUAUACUGGUGUUUUUAAUGCAUUAUAUAGAAUAUCUAAGGAAGAAGGUAUUUUAUCACUAUGGAAAGGAUCGGUACCAACUAUUGCUAGAGCGAUGUCUUUAAAUUUAGGUAUGCUAUCAACAUAUGAUCAAUCAAAAGAAUAUUUAGAAAAACAUUUAGGCUCUGGUAUGAAAACUAACUUAGUUGCAAGUGUUAUUAGUGGUUUUUUUGCUGUCACAUUAAGUUUGCCUUUUGAUUUUGUUAAAACAUGUAUGCAGAAAAUGAAAGUAGAUCCAGUUACGAAAAAAAUGCCAUAUAAAAAUAUGCUUGAUUGUGCAUAUAAGAUGUACAAAAAAGGGGGCAUCUCUAUUUUUUACUCAAGUUACACCACAUAUUACGUUCGUAUUGCACCACAUGCUAUGAUUACUCUUAUAACAGUUGAUUACAUAAAUAAUAUUUUAAAAAAAUUUUCCUAG